GCACACCUGCACCCGCACAAAUACCGUGCACGUACCUACAUGGCAAACGUGUGCUGCUGAAGACAUUGUUGCUUCUUCCCCAGCCAAUUGAAGGCCUGCGCCGAACCCGUCUCGAUUGCGUCAUCUCCGAUAGCGUCUUCCAACGUCUUGACCUUGCAUGCUGGGGUCACAUUUGUUUUGGAGUCCCCAACGUACGUAGGACGGAAAAGAUGAGCGGCCAAGAAGUAGACUACAGCCUCUAUCUCGUGACUGACUCCACAGAAGCCAUCCUCGGCUCCCGCAACUUGGUUGAUGUUGUUGAGCACGCUUUAGUCGGCGGUGUCACCAUUGUUCAGUACAGAGACAAGACUUCUGACACCGGCCUCCUUAUCUCGACAGCAAAAGCCCUGCAUCAAAGAUGCAAAGCACACGGAAUUCCCCUUGUUAUAAACGACCGUGUUGACGUCGCAUUGGCCGUCGGUUGUGAGGGUGUACAUCUGGGGCAGGAUGACAUGAACGUAGUCGAAGCCCGCCGUAUCCUGGGCAAAGACAAGAUCAUCGGCGCCACCGUCUCUUCCGUCCAAGAGGCUCGGGUUGCCGUUGAACGGGGAGCAGAUUAUUUAGGCAUUGGCACUCUAUACGCCACAAACACAAAGAAGAACACCAAGGAAAUAAUCGGCAUUCCUGGUAUCCGCAAGAUACUGAGAUACCUUGACCAAGGGAGCGAAGCAGAGAAGAACGUCAAGACAGUGUGCAUCGGUGGAGUGAACGCCUCGAAUGUGCAGCGCAUAACUCACCAACUUCUCGCUCCAACGCCUAUCCAACCCAACCCCAAAACCAUUGACGGCGUUGCUGUAGUAUCAGCCAUAGUCGGAGCCUCUGACCCCAAAGCUGCCUCGCAAAGCCUAUUGAAGCUUAUCAAAUCCCCUCCACCGUUCAAGCUCAAGGUCAAGCAGCUAGGCCCAUUGUCCCACAACAUGACCAACCUCGUUGUCCAAAACUUUGCCGCCAACGUUGCCCUCUCCAUUGGCGCCUCGCCCAUUAUGGCAAACUAUGGCGAGGAAGCCCACGACCUAUCCCAACUCGGCGGUGCCUUGGUCGUAAAUAUGGGCACCGUCACCCCCGACGGCAUCCUCAACUACCAAAAAGCCAUAUCCGCAUACAACGCCGCCGGCAGCUCCGUUGUCCUCGAUCCUGUAGGCGCAGGCGCAACAUCCGUCCGGCGCACCGCCCUCUCCACCCUCAUGGGUACCGGGUACUUCGACCUGAUCAAAGGAAACGAAAAGGAGAUUCUAGCCGUAGCGCGUGCAUCCGGGUACACGGUGACGGAUAGCUCGCAGCAACGCGGUGUAGACAGCGGUGCCUCGCUCUUCUCGCUAGCCCAAAAGGCAUACAUCGUCCAGCGCCUUGCGGCUCGCGAGCGCAACCUCGUCCUCAUGACAGGUGCGACAGAUGUAGUUUCCGACGGCAUACGCACAUAUGCCAUUGCGAAUGGACACGAGUAUCUCGGUCGAAUCACGGGCAGUGGGUGUACACUGGGUACCACGCUAUCCGCCUACCUCGCUGCUAAUCCUGAAGAUAAGCUUCACGCUGCUGUGGCUGCCAUUUUGCAUUACGAAAUUGCGGCUCAGAUUGCUGCUGGGCGACAAGAUGUCAGCGGCCCUGGCACCUUUGUACCUGCCUUUUUGGAUGAGCUAUGGAAUUUUGGCGAGGCGGUUGUAAAAGGUGGGGGCGACGCCUUGCUGCGGGAAAAAGCAAAGGUGCAGUGUCUCAAGGAUAUACCGGAUGCGGGGUUGUUGAAGGACUUGUGAGGAAAAGUAAAGGGUUGUUUGUAUAUCCCAUUAGAGGAAAAGCACAAGGAAUAAAAGUGUCGAUUACUCAUGC
Bipolaris maydis ATCC 48331 is the source of this 1863-nucleotide messenger RNA. The record is from RefSeq and is a predicted model, not a curated record. Lineage: Eukaryota; Fungi; Ascomycota; Dothideomycetes; Pleosporales; Pleosporaceae.